CUCAAGUCGUUACAAGAGUGACGUCAGAGAAUGUAUAAAUACUCGGCCUCGGCCACUGUCUCAGCAAAAAAUUCCCUUUCACCAACAGCGAUUUGGCUUUAUUAAGUGGUCAACAAACACACUGAAGAGCGUUCGCCAUGGCUCGUACCAAGCAGACGGCCCGUAAGUCCACCGGAGGAAAGGCUCCGCGGAAGCAGCUCGCGACCAAAGCCGCCCGGAAAAGCGCCCCGUCCACGGGCGGCGUGAAGAAGCCUCAUCGCUACAGGCCCGGGACCGUGGCUCUGAGGGAGAUCCGCCGCUACCAGAAGUCCACGGAGCUGCUGAUCCGUAAGCUGCCGUUCCAGCGGCUGGUCAGGGAGAUCGCCCAGGACUUUAAGACCGACCUGCGCUUCCAGAGCGCCGCCAUCGGAGCCCUGCAGGAGGCCAGCGAGGCGUACCUGGUGGGUCUGUUUGAGGACACCAACCUGUGCGCCAUCCACGCCAAGCGGGUCACCAUCAUGCCCAAAGACAUCCAGCUGGCCCGCAGGAUAAGGGGGGAGAGGGCUUAGACCCCCCCAUCACCGCAGAUCCUAUUUAUCACACUUGACCAUCUUGUGGACAUUUUUUAUUUCUUGGGUUUUUAUAAGUUCUUUGAAUUUUGUAUUUUUAGAGUGAUCAAUAAACCAACCAUUCCACAACCCCCCCCUCAUGUACACUAAAGGCGGCUUCAACCACCUGCCCCCCUCCCUCAGUUCAUUGUACAACAUUUGAGCUGAUUGCAUUCUGGGGGUUCAUCCUGGGAAGGGGCAGUCAUUGUACCAUGAAUGUGUCAGAUGGCCUCACUGCAGUGUGGGGGUGUUCAGGUCCCUCUGUGCUCUGGAGGGAGCAGACCAUGUUCCUCAGACCCCCCCACCCCCAAAUCUUGGCAGCUACAUUUAAUACUAUUUAUGGAAUGUUGUCACGUUUCUAUUAAAUGUCUUUAUGAGUAGAA
Oryzias latipes (Japanese medaka) is the source of this 970-nucleotide messenger RNA. RefSeq names its product histone H3.3A. Gene Ontology annotation, cellular component: nucleosome. Lineage: Eukaryota; Metazoa; Chordata; Actinopteri; Beloniformes; Adrianichthyidae. Gene Ontology annotation, molecular function: structural constituent of chromatin; DNA binding; protein heterodimerization activity. The record is from RefSeq and is a predicted model, not a curated record.